Messenger RNA from Oncorhynchus nerka (sockeye salmon), 1531 nucleotides. RefSeq lists its product as uncharacterized. NCBI's taxonomy places the organism in Eukaryota, Metazoa, Chordata, Actinopteri, Salmoniformes, Salmonidae. The transcript has 6 exons. Bases 264 to 1013 code for a protein of 249 amino acids. The record is from RefSeq and is a predicted model, not a curated record.
CCCUAGAUACUGUCGGAGUCACUCCCUUAUCACCAGGCUAAACUUCAUUCCUGCCAUAUUGGAUUGUGGGAAGGGAAGAAAAACAGGUACACACUUACAUACAGUAGCUAUUUUAAGUGCCAGUAGGCAUCGAGUUUGAUGUCCUUCAAAUCAGGAAACAUUAGGCAAGAAAAUAGAAACACAGCAAGCUUGACCUGUACGUUCACCCUACAGAAUAUCCAAAUGAAAAAGCAUUGUAAAAUCUAAAUAGCUCUGCAGAUGUGAUGGAAACACUGCACAUCCUGGUCUGGCGUAUUUGUCUGAUCCUGGCCCUCUUGCCCCACCCGCACCAAUGCCUGUCAGUGCAUUUCCAAAACAAGGGUCUCCUUUAUGUGGCUCUGGGGAGAGACCUGGUCCUGCGGACCCAGUUCCAGAUUACUCCAACAGAGAAGAUCAUCAUGGUGAUUUGGGACCGCCAGACUGAGAAGGGUCAGGGACAGGUCAGGCUGGCCGAUCACCAAGACGCACCUGGCAAUCCUCUCGACCAGAAGGGGGCCUUAUUUAGGGUGGAGAAUAUAAGUUCAUCUAACUAUGGAGUCUACACCAUCACUGUGACUGACCAGAAGGGGAACGAGCAAUCAGCAAAUAUAGUUGUUCGAGAGAUGGUUGAUGCUCCUGUGGCGUCUUUGUCGCUCCAGUGUGAGGUGGCCAAUGACAGGGCACAGUGGGACAGCCCAGUGUUUUCCUGGUUGGUGGAUGGGGUAGAGCUGUCCAAUCAGACAGCCAAUAUCUCUGCAGAUGGCAAGAGACUCGACUUGUCCGGAAUGAAGGGCCACAACUACACCUGUGUUGUCAACAGCAGUCUGGGGACAAGUGUCACACACUACGUCACUGAUUCUCCAACACCAUCCCAAAGUAACCAAUCCUGUAAGACUCUAUGUGGUGUACUAUUGGGCAUCGUCAUAGUGCUUCCAAUCACAUGUGGAACUCUCUACUGGAAAUGCGUACAGCGGAGGACGAAUGGGAAUACAUGACCUUUAGGAGGUCCAUCGCGUUCCGUUAUCAGUCUCAUCUAUGACACUUUGUUACACACUACACAAGACUUUGGCACAUAGGGACAUAGUGAUAUGAGACGGUAUUAUUCUGUUGCAACAAGUCACAAUACCAGACCAAAUAUCAUUCCAAUCAAGAGCUGUGGCCCUAUUCGCCAUCAAUACAAUAUAUUGACAUGCCUAUUUAUCAAAUUAAGUUGGUCACAUACACAUAUUUAGCAGAUGUUAUUGCAGGUAUAGCGAAAUGCUUGUUAUUGGUGUAUUUGUGGUAUUUAUUGUUGCGAAGUCCACACAUAUAUUUUCACUAAUUAUGUCUUUGUAUCUUGUAAGUCGCUCUGGAUAAGAGCGUCUGCUAAAUGACUUAAAUGUUAAAUGUUUAAAAAAAAGUACUGUAUGCCAUCACAUUUACAUUGUGCACAUGUACAAAUAUGUUCAAAUGAACCUGAACCUACUUUUGUGAUGCCUAUGUAUGAUAUAAAGCAAAUGGGAUUUUUUUUUUA